Didymodactylos carnosus is the source of this 1884-nucleotide messenger RNA. Lineage: Eukaryota; Metazoa; Rotifera; Eurotatoria; Philodinida; Philodinidae. The record is from the annotation of a GenBank genome assembly.
AUGUUUCUUAAAAAAAUCGAGUCGUUAUCGUUACCAACUUUCGAUGGAAAGCAAAAUAAAAACACAAAUGGAAGUAUUUUCCACAAUGUUGAAUUAAUCGUCGAAUAUAUUCAACAAAAACUAACUGUUGAGAGACCGCACACCGAAGCAAUAAUUCAAGCAGCUGGUUUUACGUAUAUUGAGAAUAGCGGUGGUCGUGUACAAUGUUCUCAAUGUAAACUUGAGAUACCUAAUUUAACGAAGGAAAUGGUUCCAUUUGACGAACAUAAAAGACAAAGUCCAUCGUGUCCAUAUGUGAAGGACAUUACUGGCGUGAGUGAACAAUAUAAAACACCAUCAGAUCAAUCAAUAUCACCCACUGGAGUUAAACCACAAAAACUACAAAAAACUGAGACUUCAACAUGUGUCGUAGACGCAACAACACAAAAAAACAUUAAUAAACAAAAACAAGAUGCAAUAACCUCAUCGUCAUCUGCUGUUUUUCGAAACUUUACCGAAGUAGAAACUAUUCGACAAGUUCGUAAACGAACAUUUUCUCACUGGCCUCAUCGAGCACCAUCUCGAAAUCAAAUGGUCGAGGCUGGAUUUUUUAAUUGUAAUGUUGGUGAUCGUGUUAUAUGUAUUUAUUGCAACGUUAUUUGUCAACAAUGGACACCUCAUAACGAUGAUCCGGUUGAAAUUCAUAAAAUAUUAUCUCCAAAUUGUUCCUAUGUUAAAUUAGUUUUAAGAAAGACUGCUUCAUUAAACAGCAUACGUAUUGUAAAUGAAACCGGUCGUCAAUCAUCACAAACAGUACCAACUAAUGAUACAAGUCAUCCUACGAAUAAUAAUAAUAGUAGUGACGUUUUGCGAUGUAAUGAAAUUGUUUUAACAGCAGCAUGCAAUAUUGCUUAUUCAGAAAUUCCUAAACGAUAUGCCUCGUUUGCCACAUGGCCAAAUGAACCAUUACCAUCAGUUGAUGAUUUAGUAAAAUCUGGCUUUUAUUAUACAGGAACAAAAACAAUUGUCACAUGCUUUUAUUGCAAUGGUUCAUUACAAAAUUGGGGACAAAAUGAUAAUCCAAUGAUUGAGCAUGCUCGCUGGUUCCCACAGUGUGCAUACGCAAGACAAUUAUGUGGUGAUGAUCUAUAUCGAAAAAUUCAAGACUCUAAACGGGCUGCACAAGAACGAACUCGAGCAAGUGAACAAUUAUUGUCAUCGUCAAAAGGAUUUUCCAUUAUCAAUAGCAAUGAGAAUUCGUCAACAACUUUAUCUACUUCAAAUAGUCGACAAUUGGUAAUACCAGAUGAUAGUACAUUGUCAAGGUUAGUGGCUGCUCGAUUAGAUUUACCAAUAUCGCAACAUUUAUUGAGUAAAGAUUUUAAAUUAUCAAUUAUAAAACGAUGUUAUGAAGAUCAAUUGCGUUUAAAACAUGAUGAUUUUGCAAUGGAUUGCGAUUUAUUGUUGGCAUGUACAAUUCUUCAAAAACAAAUUGAACAUAUUGAUGGUAAGAAAGAAAACAUCAUUAUACCAAGCGUACAUAUGAAAAAAUUGCGUGAACAAGCGGAAAAAGAAAGAAUGGAAAAAGAAAAGGCUGAGGAAACUAUACCUUUACCUAAUUCAUCUCAAAUUAUACCACCAGUGACAUUGUCAGCGACCUCGUCUUCCUUAAUGACAGGUGAUGCUGAGAUGACUUCGCUAACAAACGAGUCAUGUACGUCAAUUUCUUCAACAUCCUCAACGGAAUCAAAUGUUGUCAAAACGAACGAUGAAAAACCACAAUUAAAACAACAACAGAGUGUAUCAAAUGCUUGUGUGCUAUGUCUAGUAGAGGAGAAACAUCUGGCCUGUAUUCCAUGUGGACAUCUAGGUAAAUAUUUCUUAUCAAGGACAUUCAUUCGAUAG